Messenger RNA from Salarias fasciatus (jewelled blenny), 1500 nucleotides. RefSeq names its product eukaryotic translation initiation factor 4E family member 1c (gene eif4e1c). The record is from RefSeq and is a predicted model, not a curated record. The coding region runs from base 44 to 676 and encodes 210 amino acids. Lineage: Eukaryota; Metazoa; Chordata; Actinopteri; Blenniiformes; Blenniidae. Gene Ontology annotation, biological process: translational initiation. Gene Ontology annotation, cellular component: cytoplasm; eukaryotic translation initiation factor 4F complex. The transcript has 7 exons. Gene Ontology annotation, molecular function: translation initiation factor activity; RNA 7-methylguanosine cap binding.
UGACGCAGAGCGCCGCACGAGCAGAUCGUUUCUUACCGUCAAGAUGGCGACAUCGGAGCCGAAAGCACCCGAAACUGAAGAUCAACAGGCUGAAAGUCAAGUUGUUGCGAAUCCCGAGCAGUAUAUCAAACACCCUUUGCAAAACAGAUGGGCCCUGUGGUAUUUCAAGAACGACAAGAGCAAAAGCUGGACAGAGAACCUGCGUCUCAUUUCCAAGUUUGACACAGUGGAAGACUUCUGGGCAUUAUACAACCACAUACAGCAACCAAGCAAACUUGGCUUUGGCUGUGAUUAUUGCUUAUUUAAGGAUGGGAUCAAGCCGAUGUGGGAGGACGACCGAAACAAGCUGGGGGGUCGAUGGCUGAUGACUCUCAACAAACAGCAAAGACACAACGACCUUGACCGCUACUGGAUGGAAACGCUCCUGUGUUUAGUCGGUGAGUCAUUCGACGAGGCGAGCGAGGACGUGUGCGGCGCUGUGGUCAACGUCAGACCCAAAGGUGACAAAAUAGCCAUCUGGACCAGCAACUGCCAAAACAGGGACGCCAUCAUGACGAUAGGGCAACUUUACAAAGAGCGACUGAACAUCCCCAUCAAAGCCAUGCUCGGCUACCAGUCACACGACGACACGUCCAGCAAGAGCGGCUCCACCACCAAGAACAUGUACUCCGUUUGAAACCCCCUCCUCCGGCCCUCAUUUCAACCCGCUGUAGAUUUAAACAAUUACCAAUCUACUUCAUCACAAUAAUUUUUGAUUUGUCAAAUACUGUAGUGUCCUUUCCUUUUAUUGCAAAGAAGUUUUCGUCAUGUGUACAGCCGGAGCUUCCCCCCCACACACACACACACACACACACGCACACACAAAGCAAGCGGAGUUAGUUAUUAAGGAGGAGACGAGUGUUUGGCUGGAUAUGUCAUUUGUGAAUAAGAAGACACGUGAUUUCUUUUUAAAGCUGAAGAGUUCUGUGGUUAAUCCCAAUGCCCUCCCUUAACUUAGCUGAGAACAACCUUAUUGAAUACCCAAUGGCUUUGAGUUGCUAUAAGAGAAUUUAACUAUAAAGCCUUGUUUUCUAUUUUCUUCUUCUUCUUCCUCCUACGCUGGGCUCCUCACUCCUUUACAAAAAAAAGUGUUUUUCACUUCACAGAGAAAGAUUGUAAGUAUUGUCCUCUCACAGAACAGAUUUUAACAGCAGUUUUAACUUGAUUUAACGAGAAGUGUUGAGCAUGAGUCAAACUUUCCGAUGCACCAGCUUGAAGAAUCUGCAGUAUCAUAAAGGUUUGUUGAAGCUGUUGUCACACUCCGACGUAUUAGGAUUUAUGGCCACUUAUUGUUUCAGCCAUGCUGGAAUUGUGGGAUAUUGCUUGUAGUAGUUUUUGAACUUUAUUUUUUCUUCUUCUUCUUCUUCUUCCCCUUACAUUUAUUUAUAAUGUAUGCAUUGCAGUUACUUAGUUAAAGGCAUCGAUUCGAUGAAACUCGUGUUUAUUUUCUCUUUUUUUUCU